Messenger RNA from Echinococcus granulosus, 1476 nucleotides. Its product is annotated as WD repeat-containing protein 20. Gene Ontology annotation, molecular function: protein binding. The record is from RefSeq and is a predicted model, not a curated record. The coding region runs from base 1 to 1476 and encodes 491 amino acids. The transcript has 7 exons. NCBI's taxonomy places the organism in Eukaryota, Metazoa, Platyhelminthes, Cestoda, Cyclophyllidea, Taeniidae.
AUGUAUUUUGGCCAGUGUACCACGCUAAGUGGACUGGCCUCCGAGCCAUACCAGUGGCCCUUCUUCCUAAGAAAGCAAACGUUCAAAACAUCUGCUCCCGUUUGUCAUGAUUUCGGUGUUUCAUCUUUACUGCUCGUGGGUUUCUCCGCGGGUGAGAUUCAUAUGAUUGAUCCAUUCCACAAAGAACCUUGCAAAGUCUUCAACGAAGAGUUUUUGGUGGCUCAUACAAGUGGACACAUGUACCUCUACAGCGAAGAACUUCCCUGCUGUCCUACUCCUCCUGUCUAUCAGCUGUUCAAAAGGGGCCCUAGCUAUGUUGUAUACACUUGCAAGACGAAAUCCACCUGCAACCCCCUUUACAAUUGGGCCCUCACAAAUAUCCUCGCUGACUCCGUACAGUCCAAAAUCUCCGAAGAUUGCGACGUUUCUACUGCUCCCCUCUCAUCCAUUAAUCAGUUCUCAUUUUCUACCUGUGGAAAGUAUCUGGCUGUUGUCAGUGAGGAUGGUUACCUUCGCGUCUUCAGCUACCAUCAAAUGCAGUUAUAUGGUUUCAUGCGCUCCUAUUUUGGCGGUCUCACGUGCGUGGAUUGGUCGCCAGACGGCAAGUACGUUGUCGUCGGUGGACAAGAUGAUCUAAUUACCAUUUGGUCCUUCAGCGCCCAAGCUGUGAUUUGUCGGGGUCAGGGCCAUAAGUCGUGGACCAGUGUGGUUCGUUUUGACCCUUUUGUCUACCCUCCUUCUCUCUGCAAUGGUACUGCUGUAAUGCGAGACCUUGCAACGAGCUCGGAUCGACUCUCUCCGAACGGGGAUCCGCACCAACACCAUUCCUCUCCAUCCGCUGAUAGUGACUCAGCCUUCCGUACUUAUCGUUUGGGUUCGGUCGGUCAGGACACAUUUCUUUGUCUCUGGGAGCUGACAGAGGACGUCAUUCGUCAGGGCCUCCGUUUCUCCUCUCAUUUCCAUCAGUCCACAGGCAACGGGCGUCAAAAUUUGGGAGGACUGCCCACCUUUUCUGCUUCCAACUUCACCUCUGCCUGUACCGAUGGCUCAAUGGACGGGUUAGAGAAAAUCCGCUCUAUUCCUCGUAAUAGUGGUGGUGGUGGGGUCAAGCGCAAGCCCUUCCUCAGUAGCUUCCGCUCAUCGUUACCACUUACUUCGCGGCAUUCGGAGCAGAGCGAUGCAUCUGGCAAGUCCUCCGUCGUCUCGGAUAACUGUUGCCACUCCACCCUCGGUGAUAAACGUCCUGCGGAUGGAGUUAACGGAAAUAACCUAUCUGCCGUUUUGUCUAGGGAUCUCCUGGGAACUCCGAAUUGUCCGCGUUUGUCGGACGUGCCGAUUUUAGAACCCUUUGCCAAAUUCGGCAUCACCAGCGACCUGAUCACGGACCUGGUCUUUCGAGAAGACAGCAUCAAUCUCGCCUUUCAACAGGGCGUCACUCUUACCUACACUCGGCCCGAAGAAUCUCAUCGCUCCUAG